Molecule: messenger RNA, 423 nt
Organism: Haemonchus placei
Lineage: Eukaryota; Metazoa; Nematoda; Chromadorea; Rhabditida; Trichostrongylidae
Source: the annotation of a GenBank genome assembly
UUUGUAACGCGUGGUCCUGUUUUUUUGUCUAAACAUUCAGUAGAAUUUCUGUGUGAAAAUGCUCGCUUGACAACUGUCUAUGAAACUGAUAUGUAUCGAUUGUAUCUAGUCAAAUGCAUGGAAAGUAAGCGCAUGGAUAAGUGUAACCAAUUCUUUCUCAAAUGUGCAUCGCUAACUCAGAAUAAUCCAACAUGGGCUGAAUGGUUUGCAUUUCCAUAUCAUCCAAAACCGGAAGGUUGCCAAGCAUACCGCAAGUACUACAGUCAUGAGUGGAGAGAAAUUUUUGUUAUUUCACUUCAUAAUUUCGUCCGAAUAGCAAUUCAAUCAGCCCCACACGAGCUCAUGGACGAUUUCGCCGUCAUUGCCCAGUAUGCUUUCACAACCGUUUUACUGUCUUCAUUUAAAAUACUUCGACUGCUUUGA